Molecule: messenger RNA, 1121 nt
Organism: Bombyx mori (domestic silkworm)
Lineage: Eukaryota; Metazoa; Arthropoda; Insecta; Lepidoptera; Bombycidae
Product: dynein axonemal light chain 1
Exons: 5
Coding region: 468-1025 (185 amino acids)
Biological process (GO): outer dynein arm assembly
Cellular component (GO): cytoplasm
Molecular function (GO): alpha-tubulin binding; dynein heavy chain binding
Source: RefSeq, a predicted model, not a curated record
UUAUUUUUAAAUGGCGCAGAUUUUUUUAAAAUGUGAAUUAUUAUUUCAAUUGCUUUUUCUUGAAUUUUUGUGAGUUGUGGUUAUGAGCGAACUAGAAUUAUUUAAAAGAUGUAAUAUUUACUAAAUCUUUUUAGUAUUUUAUUCAGGUUCAAAAUACAUAAGCAAACAAUAUUGUUCAACUAUUUUACAAAGCUUAUUAACUUUACUACACUAUUUUAAACAUAGCACGUGCAAUAAACGCGAAUUUUCGUGAUAUCACGUGUCGACACGUGCCGGGUCGAAUUACUGCUUUAUACUGUUUAUUUUAUGGGGUAGAAUAAAUAUUUGUAACUUAAAAGGCUAUGUUUAUAAGUGGUAAUCCCUUUAUGAGCUAUUAGUGUUUACAUUGUAUGUGACUAGGAUUGUUGAUUAUUUAAGCAACAAACAGAUGAAUUCAAACGUAGUAAAAAGGCAUUUACUUUCGAACAAUGGCUUUGAAACCUACUACCUGCAAAGAAGCAAUAGCUCGUUGGGAAAAACAAAAGGGCGAAUCAGCAGCAGAUGCGAAAGUUAUAGAACUUCAAUUUCAGUGGCCUCCAAUUGAGAAAAUGGAUGGCGCGCUUUCCACUCUAGUGAGUUGCGAAAAAUUAAGCUUAUCGUCCAAUAUGAUCGAUAAAAUAGCCGGGAUUGCGGGAAUGAGAAAUCUUAAGAUAUUGUCUCUUGGAAGAAACUACAUAAAGUCAUUGUCAGGCGUGGAAACUGUGGCAGAUAGCCUUGAAGAGCUAUGGAUCAGCUACAAUCCCAUCGACAAGCUGAAAGGUAUUGGAGCACUAAAGAAUCUCCGCGUCCUAUAUAUGGCCAAUAACGCUGUCAAGGAAUGGGUGGAAUUCAACAGAUUACAGGAGUGUCCGGCGCUACGAGACUUAGUAUUUACUGGCAAUCCCAUAUGCGAAAAUCAACCGGACAUCGAUACAUGGCGCGCUCAGGCAGCGAACAGAUUGCAACAAAUUAUAAAACUUGACGGCAUACCGAUUCUUAGAGAUUAAAUAUUUAAAAUGUAGACAAAUUAAAAUUUACAUAAUUUAAUUUUAGAAUUAUAAUAUUCGUUAUACACAUGCCAUUACAUGUCAAUUACAGAACUA